Penicillium lagena is the source of this 2838-nucleotide messenger RNA. RefSeq names its product ATP-binding protein. The transcript has a single exon. NCBI's taxonomy places the organism in Eukaryota, Fungi, Ascomycota, Eurotiomycetes, Eurotiales, Aspergillaceae. Gene Ontology annotation, molecular function: ATP hydrolysis activity; ATP binding. The record is from RefSeq and is a predicted model, not a curated record. Gene Ontology annotation, cellular component: mitochondrial outer membrane. The coding region runs from base 1 to 2838 and encodes 945 amino acids.
AUGUAUCGGUCAAUGCAACAGACCCGGCUGCUAGUGCUCGCACGCCCGUGUCGCUUCGUCGCCCGCCGCCGGUAUCCCGUGCUUCCGUCCGCGGUCUCGCGUCAAUUCCACUCGUCUCGAAUCGCUCUCUCGUCACCGCCACAGGGGUCUCAUGAUAGUGGGUCAGCAGUCCCCGAGGACCCCUCGGAGGAGGGCCCAUCGCCCAACUCGGAGGGCGAUAUCUUGAACGAUGCGCCGCUAGCGGCACCAGCAUCCGCCGAACAGUCAAUUAGGUUGGGGUCGAGGCCAUACGGGUCUGCUGUGCGCAGAGCCUUGAGGAAUAGGAAGCCAAGUCGCCAAUACUCCCCGCCAGUCGCUACCGUCCCCAACUGGUUCCAUGAGCGCAAUACGGUGACAUACAACACCCACAACCCUUCGACGGCGCAAUCACAACAUCAGGUUGGAAUAGCAAAAUCAGCAGUGGGGACUGGAGAAACAGCGGGAAGCCAGACCUCCGGGGGCGAUCGAGGAGAUCCUAAUUCAACCGAUCCUCCAACAUCAGACAAUCGCUACGCGGUGGCUGAGAGCUCGUGGGAGGGUCUUCGGGCUUCUGUCAAAGCAGGCCUGCAACUACCGCCAGCCAAGUAUGCCAAAGAACCAUCAGCAAACCGGUCCCAUCUUGUUCUUCAAUACCCGGGAUCAAAUGGAAUCUUGUUCUUGGACGCGGUGGUGAAGAGGCUCACCCAUGAGCUGAGUACCGAUCUGGUGACGCUCAAUGCCCAGGAUAUUGCCCAACUCUUCAGCGAGCAAGAUCUUGCAGAACUCGGCAUGACAUCGCCUAUUCGGUCUCUUGGAUAUGACGUGUACCGGCCUGCGUUCGGCCCAGGUCGACCAGAACAAGAGAACACGGAGGUAGAUGACGAGGAGGAUAUGAGCGAAUCAUCUGGUCUUCCUCGAGAUAUCAGUGCGGCCAUCAACACGCCCCGAAUUAUCACGAUCGAGGGCCGGGGAUCGGGCGAUAUUCGGCUCCCGUCUCUUUUCGGUCUGAAGUCGCUCAUGGCACCAUCCAUGACUGGCGCUUCAGACCAAGAACCAAUAAUGUCUCGCCAAGCAGGCCAACGCAUUGAGCAUCGCUGGUCGCGACUGGUCAAUGAGCUCCUUUCAUCUUCGGGCCGACCACAGCCUUCGUCUUCCAGCGAGCAAGAGACAGAGGCACCAGCAGGGGGCGCAACGCUCUCGCCAUCUCACGACCUCAUUGUUCAUGUACAGGAUUAUCGUGAUAUCCAGGGCACCGAGGAAGGCGCCAAGUUUAUCUCACUGCUACAAAAAGCUAUUCAAGAAAGGAGAGAAGCAGGUUCAAAAAUUCUGCUGAUCGGAACUGUCUCUGAAGAACCCCAACCUUUUCUGUUUGAUGAUCAUUCCGCAAAGCCUUUGCUCGUCACUCCUGCCAUGGGUGCAAAGGCUGCCGAGAAAACUUUUAUGGAGGAUCAGAAGAAGCGCACAAGAGACAUCAACAUCCGUCAUCUACAGAGCAUGCUGCGGUUCCGGCUCAAUGAACAGGAUUCGCCUCUAGAAGACGACAUCUUUGGCGAGCGCGUCUGGCCGCUGGAUUCGUCGACGAUCAACGAAUCUGGCCUUGAGGACCGCUACUGGACCUACAGUCAAGUACAUUGGAUCGCAAAUCUUGCUCUGGGCUGCGUGGAGGCCAACGAGACAUUUGGUUUCCAGCAUAUUUCAAAGGGCAUUGGGCUUAUGAACAAAGGUGAGCAAAUCACAAAGGAGUGGUUGCAAGAAAAAUCGCCCAAGUCGAAGGAGUCCGGAGCUGCACAGACCCGGGAGCAAUUGUUGAGCUCAUUGCGCAAAACAUGCAAUACGCAUGAGAAGAAGCUGCUCAAUGGUGUGGUUGAUGCGAAGAGCAUCCGAACCACGUUCGAGGAUGUCCAUGUGCCGGAGGAGACCAUUGAUGCCCUCAAGACGCUGACCUCUCUCUCCCUGAUUCGACCGGAGGCCUUCACCUAUGGCGUCCUGGCCACCGACAAAAUUCCCGGGCUUCUUCUCUAUGGUCCCCCCGGUACCGGUAAGACGCUUCUUGCCAAGGCUGUUGCACGUGAAAGCGGAGCCACGGUCCUCGAGGUCAGCGGAUCUGAAGUAUACGACAUGUACGUUGGAGAAGGCGAGAAGAACGUCAAGGCCAUCUUCACCCUCGCCAAGAAACUGAGCCCAUGCGUGGUCUUUAUUGAUGAGGCAGAUGCCAUCUUCUGCUCGCGCACCGGAGCCAGCAGCCGCACGUCGCACCGCGAGCUGAUCAACCAGUUCUUGCGCGAGUGGGACGGCAUGAACGACCUUUCCGCCUUUAUCAUGGUCGCCACCAAUCGACCUUUUGAUCUGGAUGAUGCUGUGCUCCGCCGUCUCCCGCGUCGACUCCUGGUGGACCUGCCGACGGAAGAAGACCGCCUUGCCAUCCUGAAGAUUCAUCUGAAGGAGGAACAUAUUGAUCCCUCGGUGGAUUUCGCUGAGCUGGCCCGUCGCACACCGCUUUAUUCUGGUUCCGACUUGAAGAAUCUGUCCGUGGCCGCAGCGCUGGCCUGCGUUCGAGAGGAGAACGACGCGGCGGCGCAGCAUCAGGGCAAGGAACCGUACAGCUACCCGGAGCGGCGUACAUUGACCCGGGCGCAUUUUGAGAAGGGCAUGGAAGAAAUCAGUGCGUCUAUUAGCGAAGACAUGUCUUCGCUGUCGGCGAUCCGCAAGUUCGACGAACAGUACGGCGAUCGGAAGGGCCGGCGGCAGAAGAGCUCAGGCUGGGGUUUCACGCCCGCCAGUGGCGAGGAGAAGGUCGACUCAGCGCGAGUUCGCACAUGA